Messenger RNA from Trifolium pratense (red clover), 1506 nucleotides. RefSeq lists its product as uncharacterized. The record is from RefSeq and is a predicted model, not a curated record. Lineage: Eukaryota; Viridiplantae; Streptophyta; Magnoliopsida; Fabales; Fabaceae. The transcript is spliced from 2 exons. The coding region runs from base 1 to 1506 and encodes 501 amino acids.
AUGGAUUUUAAGCAAAAAGACAACGAGUCUCUUUUCGAAGCAUGGGAAAGAUACAAAGACAUGAUUAGGCUAUGCCCAUAUCAUGGACUCGAAAAUUGGCUAAUUAUCCACACCUUUUACAAUGGUCUCUUGUAUAAUACAAGAAUGACAAUAGACGCCGCAGCUGGUGGCGCACUUAUGGAUAAACCAUACAACCAAGCCUAUCAGCUUAUCGAGAGCAUGGCUCAGAACCAUUAUCAGUGGGGAAACGAGAGAACAUCCGUAGAGAAGCCUCAAACGAAAGGCGGUAUGUACGAAGUAAACGAGCUUGACCUUGUUAAAGCCAAACUUGAAGCUCUAACUCAAAAGAUGGAGAGUAUGACCACAACACCUGCAGCCACCGUGGCUGCAACAAUUUCAAAUUGCGAACUAUGUGGAAUUCAAGGGCACACUAUCGCUGAAUGUCAACUCUUGACGGAAGUCCCCCCAGACCAAGUGAACUAUACUCAAGGAAACCCUUACAACCAAGGUCCGAGGAACCAUCCAUACCUUUCGUACAAAAGCAACAAUGCUCUAUAUGCACCUGGCCAAGCACCUACUCCUUCACCACCAGGAUUCCAAAAUCCUGCUCAAAAUGCUCCUAGGAAGUCUAACCUUGAAUUGAUGAUGGAGAACUUCAUAGCCAUACAAACUCAAACUAACAAGGAAGUCCUAAAUCAAAACAUACACACUAAUGAGCAAAUUAAGCAGUUAACAAGCAAUUUAGCUAUCCUAGCCACACACAAUAAGAUGCUUGAAACUCAAAUAGCACAAGUGGCACAACAACAAGCAUCUACCUCUGCUCCUGCAGGAACAUUUCCUGGUCAACCACAACAAAACCCAAGAGGACAAGCCAAUGCUGUUAUACUAAGAAGCGGAAAACAACUAGAUGAACCAACAAAUUCAAAACCUGAUGACCCAGCCAUGCAACAAGGACAAUUUAAGAAAUUUGUAGAGCUUCUACAAAAACUAAACAUCACAAUACCUUUUACGGAAGCUAUCACACAAAUGCCCUCAUAUGCUAAAUUCCUCAAAGAUAUCUUGACUAACAAGAGAAAGAUCGAGGAUGAUGAGACCGUCAUGCUUACUGCCGAGUGUAGCGCCAUAUUACAAAACGAAAUGCCCCCUAAGUUAAAAUACCCAGGAAGUUUCUCCAUACCCUGUGUCAUUGGAAAGUACGUAAUAGAUAGAGCCCUAUGUGAUCUAGGAGCUAGUAUCAGUUUAAUGCCCGUAGCCUUAUGUGAAAAACUGAAAAUGGGAGAACUAAGACCAACAAAAAUGUCCGUACAAUUUGCUGACCGUUCUGUCAAAUACCCUCUAGGUAUUUUAGAAAAUGUGCCCGUACGUGUAGGACAAUUCUUUAUCCCAACUGAUUUCAUAGUUAUGGACAUAAGGGAAGAUUCCAAUACACCUAUCCUUUUAGGAAGGCCAUUCUUAGCAACUGCCGGGUGCCAUAAUAGACGUAAAGAGAGGAAAGCUCACUUUUGA